UCCGACGGGGGUGCGGCUCCAGGAAACGGCGCGCUCGCUGCCCCGAGCUCCGGCCAAGCCGGCGCGCCCCGCAAGACUCCGCCGACUGCCUGGAACCCCCGGAAGGUUCCCCCUUAGCGGCCGGCUGCUGGGAGCGCGGCCCCGGGUCCAAACCUUGGAUACCUCGGCCUAGGACGGGGCGGGCAGUGCGGAAAGCAACCCCGGAGGCCAUGGGGACGUGGCCCGGGCCAAUGGUCGCGGGCUAGCUGUCACCCGGAUCUGAGAAGGUGCCGGCCGCGCUGCAGGGGCCAUGACAUCGGUGUGGAAGCGCCUGCAGCGCGUGGGCAAGCGGGCUGCCAAGUUCCAGUUCGUGGCAUGUUACCAUGAGCUGGUGCUUGAGUGUACCAAGAAAUGGCAGCCCGACAAGCUCGUGGUGGUGUGGACCCGCCGGAACCGACGUAUCUGCUCCAAGCCCCACAGCUGGCAGCCUGGCAUCCAGAACCCGUACCGGGGCACGGUGGUGUGGAUGGUGCCCGAGAAUGUGGACGUCUCUGUGACUCUGUACAGGGACCCCCAUGUGGACCACUAUGAGGCUAAAGAGUGGACCUUUGUUAUUGAGAAUGAGUCCAAGGGGCAGCGGAAGGUGCUGGCCACAGUCGAGGUGGACCUGGCCCGCCAUGCAGGGCCUGUGCCCGCGCAGGUCCCGCUGCGGCUGCAGUUGAAGCCCAAGUCGGUGAAGGUGGUGCAGGCUGAGCUGAGCCUCACGCUGUCGGGGGUCCUGCUGCGGGAGGGCCGUGCCACGGAUGAUGACAUGCAGAGUCUCGCCAGCCUCCUGAGCGUGAAACCCAGUGAUGUGGGCAACCUGGACGACUUUGCUGAGAGUGAUGAAGAUGAGGGCAGUGGCCCAGGGGUCCCUGAGUCCCGGGCAGCCCGAGGCCUCCAGCCAGGUCCUUCUCGGGAGCUGAAGGCCCUUUCAGAGGAGGAAGAGGAGGGCCAGGUGCAGAACCGACAGGCAGCUGCCAGUGCUCCUGGCACUGAGGACACCCGCCCAGCCCCUGUGAGUGUCCCUGCACCCCCAGCCAGGGCCUCCCGGGGCCAGGCACAGCCUGAGGCUCCCAGGUGCCUGGCCACACCAGCAGAGAUGAGGUCUUGCAGGCAGCCCGGCGGGGAUGCAGCCCCCACCCCAGCCCCCCGGCUCCGGAGAGGCUCUGACACCCCCCGCCCCUCGGCCCCUCAGGGGGAGGAAGCCGGGGUGCCCCCAGCAGGAACAGGCCCUUCCGGGGAGAUGCAGGCCCCAGCCAGCGCUGAGGAAGGGGCAGAGGCCCAGGGAGUCGGGCUGGAACAUCCUCCGGUCACCAAGGGUGGAGGCUGCGGGGACCCUUCGGGAGGACCCAGCUGCAAAGCAGAAGCAGGGGCUGCCCCUGCUGUGGUCAGCUCCAGCCAGUCCCUGCUGGAGUGGUGCCAGGAAGUCACCACUGGCUACCGUGGCGUGCGUGUCACCAACUUCACCACCUCCUGGCGGAAUGGCUUGGCCUUCUGUGCCAUCCUGCACCACUUUCACCCAGAUAAGAUCGACUACGACGCCCUGGACCCCCUCAACAUCAAGCAGAACAAUAAGCAGGCCUUCGACGGCUUCGCCGCGCUGGGCGUGUCUCGGCUGCUGGAGCCAGCGGAUAUGGUGCUGCUGGCCGUGCCGGACAAACUCAUCGUCAUGACGUACCUGUGCCAGAUCCGCGCCUUCUGCACCGGCCAGGAAUUGCAACUGGUGCAGCUGCAGGGCGGCGGCGGCGCGGGCACAUACCGCGUGGGCAGCGUCCAGCCGAGCCCGCCAGACGACCUGGACGCCGGAGGCCUGGCGCAGCGGCUGCGUGGCCACGGGGCCGAGGUGCCCAAGGACUCUGCAGCCGGCGUGGCUCACAAGGUGACUCCUGCCAAGGGUGCGGACACCCAGGCUGAGGCCACCCGCGAAGUGAGACCCACUGAACUCCCCACCGAUGGCCCUGCAGCGGGGGCCCCGGGCGGUGUGAGGCUGAGGAGGCCGUCGGUCAACGGGGAGGCUGGGCCAGUGCCCCCGCCACGCGCCCACGGCUCCUUCUCGCAUGUGCGCGAUGCGGACUUACUGAAGAAGAGGCGUUCGCGACUGCGUAAUAGCAGUUCCUUCUCGGUGGACGAUCCUGACCCUGGAGCCCCGGUCCCCGCACCCGCAGAAGUCCCAAGCCCUGACCCCAGUGCUGCCCCUGGCCCCUCUGGUCCCCCAACAGCCCCAGCCCCUCAGCAGCCCCCCACUGUGAGUCCCCCCCAGGAAGAGGCACCCCCAAACCUGGGGGAGGACGCUGGGCUGCAAAGGUUCCAGGACACGAGUCAGUACGUGUGUGCCGAGCUGCAGGCCCUGGAGCAGGAGCAGCGGCAGAUUGACAGCCGUGCGGCCGAGGUGGAGACGCAACUGAGGGCCCUCAUGGAGUCAGGGGCCGACCGGCUGCAGGAGGAGCUGCUGAUCCAGGAGUGGUUCACGCUGGUCAACAAGAAGAACGCGCUUAUCCGGCGCCAGGACCAGCUGCAGCUGCUCAUUGAGGAGCAGGACUUGGAGCGGAGGUUUGAGCUGCUGAGCCGGGAGCUGCGGGCCAUGCUGGCCAUCGAAGACUGGCAGAAAACGGCGGCGCAGCAACAUCGGGAGCAGCUGCUGCUGGAGGAGUUGGUGUCGCUGGUGAACCAGCGCGACGAGCUGGUCCGGGACCUGGACCACAAGGAGCGCAUCGCCCUGGAGGAAGACGCGCGCCUGGAGCGUGGCCUGGAGCAGCGGCGCCGCAAGCUGAGCCGCCAGCUGAGCCGGCGUGAGCGCUGCGUGCUGAGCUGAGUCUGCAGCCCCGGUCUGCGCGCCCAGCCGGGCCCUAUUUAUUUGCCUGAGU
Messenger RNA from Ochotona princeps (American pika), 2885 nucleotides. RefSeq names its product EH domain binding protein 1 like 1 (gene EHBP1L1). The transcript is spliced from 19 exons. Bases 290 to 2833 code for a protein of 847 amino acids. The record is from RefSeq and is a predicted model, not a curated record. Gene Ontology annotation, molecular function: protein binding. NCBI's taxonomy places the organism in Eukaryota, Metazoa, Chordata, Mammalia, Lagomorpha, Ochotonidae.